Messenger RNA from Electrophorus electricus (electric eel), 2800 nucleotides. RefSeq names its product WW domain containing adaptor with coiled-coil b (gene wacb). Gene Ontology annotation, molecular function: RNA polymerase II complex binding; chromatin binding. Gene Ontology annotation, biological process: regulation of autophagy; positive regulation of TORC1 signaling. Gene Ontology annotation, cellular component: nucleus. NCBI's taxonomy places the organism in Eukaryota, Metazoa, Chordata, Actinopteri, Gymnotiformes, Gymnotidae. The record is from RefSeq and is a predicted model, not a curated record.
UUGCUCGUGCACGGAUAGGUCGUUCUCGUAGGUAAAUCGAGGGUUGAGCCUCCGCGUUCUCGUGAUUAGGAAAACAGCGUUUCGAGUCAGAUAACUUCCGAAGCAAUUUUUUUUUUUUUUUUUGCAGCUAGCGAACUAGACAGCAGUUGUUGAGGAUCAAGAUAAGCGGGACAACUAACAGUAGUCCACUUUAUAGCGCCACGCACGCACUCACAUCAGUACAGCAUUAAUGGUAAUGCAUGCACGGAAACAACCGAGGCUCGCUGAUGGGUGCAAUGAUCGAAGGGAUUAUCAGUCACACCAGCCGCGUGAGGCGGCUGACUACUGGUCUGAGCACAUCAGCUCCUCGGGGAAGAAGUACUACUACAACUGUAAGACGGAGGUCUCUCAGUGGGAGAAACCCAAAGAGUGGUUGGAGAGGGAGCAGCGUCAGAAGGAGGCGUCGAAGGCCGUUGUGGUCAACAGUUUCCCAAAAGACAGAGACUACAGACAAGAGGCCAUGCAAGCAACGGCUGCCAACAGCACCGCUGUUCUGAAGCCCGCUGCGGCCGACAAACCCUCGUCGCAUUCUGACUUCUCCCAGGCGUCCUCCAGUGUUGCCGGGGGCCCGAACACCUCGAGCACUUCCACUUUGUCCACGCCCACCCCGGCCCUCCAAUCGAACGCCUCCGCUCUCCUGCAAGACCCCACCCUCCUCAGGCAGCUUCUCCCUGCGCUGCAGGCCACCCUGCAGAUAAACAGUUCCAGCGUGGACAUGGCCAAGAGCAAUGAGGCCCUUACAGCCGCCGUCACCCAAGCUUCCUUGCAGUCUGUGCUUCAUAAACUUCUCGCUGCCGGACCGUCCGCUUUCAACGUCACUACCCUGCUUUCCCACGCCGCUCAGCUGACCACGCAAGUUCAACAGUCUGGCCAGUCUCCCAUGUCGGCAACGCCAGACGCCUCGUCUCCGAGGUCUUACGUGUCGCCCAGGGUCAGCACGCCUCAGACCAACAAUGUUCCGAAGCCCCUCCACAACGCCAGUUCACUGCCCACUCAGCCAAAGGUUAGCGAGUCUGUGAUGAAGUCUGGCUCGUCUCUUCAGAGCCCCUCUGGCACCAUGGAGAAAUCACAGGAACUGGAUGACCCGCGGCUUCAUAGGCAAAACAGUCAGGGGCCUCCGUCUUCGGGGCCCAACGGUUGCCUGGCGAAUGACAUCGCCAGUGCCACUGUGUGCCCUCCGACAACCUUCACCCCAUCACUAGCGCUGCACUUCGAUGAGAAUCUCGUCCGACAUGUUCAGAGCUGGCCUUCAGAUCAUGUAGAGAAGCAGGCGUCAAGAUUACGUGAGGAGGUGCACAACCUGGGUAGCAUCAACAUGUCUGAGAUCUGCACAGAGCUGAAGAAGCUGCGCUCCUUGGUGCGAGUGUGCGAAAUUCAGGCGACACUUAGAGAACAAAGGGUGCUCUUCUUGAGACAACAGAUCAAGGAGCUAGAGAAACUGAAGAAUCAAAACUCCUUCAUGGUUUGACGAGCUGUAGCAUCAGUUCUUCCCUCAGAAGGAACUUUGCAGCUGGCUGCCUUUUCCUCUUCUCCUGGUCUGAUCGCUGACACGGUGUUGACCUACAGGCUGCACUGCCCCCCGCAGGACUGGAGCGGGAUGGGGAAGCCAGGAAUGGCUUACCAAGGGGUCACGCUGUCUUUGCUACCUAAAGCCCUGAGAUCGUAGAUUUAUUCAAAUAUCCUUUAUGUACGUACACUUCUGUCAUGAAAGCAAUUACCUUUAGGAUUUCAUAAACACCGUCAAUGGCAACAAAUUAAUGGGCCGUGUGGCAGGGGUUCUGUCUAAGCGAAGAGUCUCACAAAAAAAAGUUUGUGUGGACCUGAUGAUAACUAAAUGACUGACCAGGCAGAUAAACUGUCUGUGGGGACUCUGCCAGAGCGCAAUAGCAGUGUGUUUGUUCACUAGAACGUCUGACACUUUGGCUUCAUUCAAAGACUAGAAUCGUUUAGGAUUCUCGAGCAAUCUGACUGUCUCGCAAGGAGUACUGAAUGCGCAUUCGCAGUAGACCGACUGUGUCUCCCCUAAAUAAACGGAGCUGUCUGUCGGGUUGGAACGGAUCUGGGCCGUCUGCUUUCUGACACUGCUAAAAGAGCCUCGGUCACCUCUGUCUGUUGCUCAGCAUGUCGUUCUGACAGCUCAGCCUUUCCGUCCGAUUCCACUCAGCACCGCCUUGACAUCUUGGGCUCUCUGUACUCUCCCUCUGUGUUCUGUUGCUUUUUCAGUUGAACAUCAUUCCUUACGCAUGGUUGCUAAAGUAAUCCAUGCUUCUAGAAUAACUGACAUCUGUACAAAUGCCACCCCUUCCAAAAGGGGGGAUGGUGCUCUUAAUUUUGGCCAGGAGUUGCCCAGCUGGGUUGCCCAGCUGGGGCAGUUAUAGAUGUUGCUCAGAUAUUAACAUUCCAGCCACGAGUGUGGGGGAUUUUUUUUUUUUUGAUAUUUUUUUUUUUUUUUUUUAAGCAUUUGCACUAAAUGCAGUGAUGUGUUUUUGUUCGGGAGUCUAUUAUUCUACACACAACUUAGCAGUUGGAAUGACUAGGUGUCACUCACAUCAUUAGAACUCACUGUGCCCCUGCUGUGGAGCUCGACAUGAGACAGACCAAUGAGUGCUUUAGAGUGCGUGCAUCAGUUUUGGAGCAUUGUCUAGCUUUGUAUAUUGUUUAGAAAAUAUAUGUUAAUUAAAAAAAAUCUAAUUUGUGAUGUUUCACUGCUUAAAUCCCAUCUUGUAGAGCCUUGCGAUGCCAAAAUACACUGGGGACUUUU